This is a messenger RNA of Melitaea cinxia (Glanville fritillary), 891 nucleotides long. RefSeq names its product WSCD family member AGAP003962. NCBI's taxonomy places the organism in Eukaryota, Metazoa, Arthropoda, Insecta, Lepidoptera, Nymphalidae. The transcript is spliced from 5 exons. Gene Ontology annotation, molecular function: sulfotransferase activity. The annotation marks the transcript as partial. The record is from RefSeq and is a predicted model, not a curated record.
UAUAUUAAAAUGUCUAGAAGAUUCAUUUUUUUGCUUAUUGUAAUUGCGGUUUUCGUCUAUUUUUCAUUAAUUUUGUUUAUGUUACGUCCGUUGCAAGGAUCAAAACACCAUUACGGUAAUAAAUUAAUUAAUCAUCUUGGUAUACGAGAAACACCCAGGGUGAGUUGGUGUAAACAAUUGCAUUGGCGUUCACCGCCAUCACCAAACGUGGUUGCGCUCGUUUCAUAUCCAGGAAGUGGAAAUACCUGGCUGAGAUAUCUUUUGCAACAGGUUACAGGUGUUGUAACAGGUUCGGUUUACAUGGACUAUGGUCUUCGAAUGCAUGGCUUUCCUGCAGAAAAUGUUACAGAUGGCUCGGUACUAGUCGUUAAAACUCACGAAGCACCCCCUCUCGAAGCAGCCAAGUUCAAAGCUGCCAUACUUCUUAUCAGAAACCCUCGAGACGCUAUUCUGGCAGACUUUAAUAGACUUCACAAGGGCCAUAUAGGGACAGCGCCAAAAUCUGCUUUCAAAAAAAUAAACAAAUAUAAAAAAUCUGAUUGGUCAACUUACGUAUUUAAUCAACUGUCAACGUGGGAGUCUCUCCAUCGUCUCUGGCUCAAGAAGUUCUGGGGACCUGUACACAUAGUAUUUUACGAAAUCCUCGUACAGGACACUCGAAAAACAUUACAAGGGAUAUUGGAUUUUCUCAACUAUACUGUGUCUGAAGGCGACAUGGACUGCACGCUGGCUAAUCAGGAAGGAAUUUAUAGACGGAAGAAGAAAUACCACAAUUUCGAUCCAUUCUCAACUGAAAUGUAUUUCGAGAUAAAUAAAGUGCGAAACAGAGUACUGAAUAUAGUUUCUAAUUAUAUGAAGAAACAAAACCGCACCGGCCUAUACAGUAGAUAA